AUGACUGUCACACGCUCCCAAACAGGGAAAACCCCUAAGAAAUUGGAGCGCCCUGGUUACGUCGAGACCCCUGGCCGACGAGUCACUCGCAGCAGCGUCGCUCUAGCAUCAGAGACCAGUGCGGACGACGUGUCCGAUUCAGCGACCGAAAUCCGCGGGAGAUCCAAGUCUACUACCCGGAGACGUCAGAUAAAGACCGAGGAUGCGCCUGAAGGGGAAGAGAACGGACGUGCCAAUGGACACACCAAUGGACACACCAGUGGACGCGCCAAUGGUUCGACGAAGAAGCCACGAGUCAUUGACGGUUGGGUUGAGGGCAGGGAUCCUAAGAUUGACUACAGUGGAGAGUUCGAGUUUGGAGGGUCCUGGGGAGUGCUGUCCAUGAUGAUCGGGUUCCCUCUGCUGAUGUACUACAUGUGGAUUGGUGCCGUCUAUUAUGAUGGCAAAUUUCCCCGUCCUUCGGAAGGCCAGAGCAUGUCGGAAUUUUUCGCACAUAUGGGCCAUCUGGUCUAUGAAGGCGCUUACCCUUCGCUCAGAGCUUGGAUCAUUUACUGGGUAUUCUUCGUCUUCGAAGGUCUAUGCUACGUCCUUCUCCCUGGGGUGACUGUCAUGGGCCGAGCUCUGCCGCAUCUCGGGGGAAAGCAGCUCCCCUACUACUGUUCCGGCGUCUGGUCUUUCUAUACCAGCAUUGCCCUUGCUGGUGUCCUUCAUUUUACUGGGAUUUUCAAGUUGUACACUGUCAUCGAUGAGUUUGGGCCUCUUCUGAGUGUCGCCAUCAUCUCCGGCUUCCUGGUGUCCUUCGUCGCAUACUUCUCCGCGUUGGCUCGUGGCGCGCAGCAUCGCAUGACCGGGUAUCAUAUCUAUGAUUUCUUCAUGGGCGCGGAGCUCAAUCCUAGAAUGUUCGGUAUUCUUGAUUUUAAGAUGUUCUUCGAGGUUCGCCUUCCUUGGUUUAUCCUCUUCUUCAUCUCUCUCGGUGCUGCAGCUCGGCAGUACGAGGUCUAUGGCUACGUUUCUGGGGAAGUUGGGUUCCUCCUCAUGGCGCACUUCUUGUACGCCAAUGCUUGCUGCAAAGGUGAAGAGUGUAUCGUGUCGACCUGGGACAUGUAUUACGAAAAGUGGGGUUUCAUGCUCAUCUUCUGGAACUUGGCCGGUGUGCCCUUGAGUUACUGCCACUGCACGAUCUACCUUGCCAACCACGACCCCGCUACUUACCGUUGGAACCGUGUCUUCCUGGUGUUCCUGUAUGCAGCAUAUCUGUUUGUUUACUGGGUUUGGGAUACAACCAACAGCCAGAAGAAUCGUUUCCGUCAGCAAGAGCGUGGUACAAUGGUCUCUCGGAAGACUUUCCCUCAGCUCCCUUGGCAGACUCUCAAGAACCCCAAGACAAUCACUGCCGCCGAUGGUUCCAAGAUCCUCGUUGAUGGAUGGUAUGGCAAGGCUCGUAAGAUCCACUACACAUGCGAUCUUUAUUUUGCCUUGAACUGGGGCUUGAUUACCGGCUUCAGCAGCCCAUUCCCCUGGUUCUACCCCAUCUUCUUCGCGUGCAUGAUCACCCACCGUGCGCUGCGUGACAUCCAGCGCUGCCGGAAUAAGUACGGCGAAGCCUGGGUGGAGUACGAACGACAGGUCCCGUAUCUGUUCAUCCCCUAUGUAUUCUAA
Molecule: messenger RNA, 1659 nt
Organism: Aspergillus lentulus
Lineage: Eukaryota; Fungi; Ascomycota; Eurotiomycetes; Eurotiales; Aspergillaceae
Gene: erg4
Product: c-24(28) sterol reductase
Biological process (GO): ergosterol biosynthetic process
Cellular component (GO): endoplasmic reticulum membrane
Molecular function (GO): Delta24(24-1) sterol reductase activity
Source: RefSeq, a predicted model, not a curated record